CGAGCCGCGGCUCCUCGCGCGGCCGGAAGCGGCUCCCGCCCGCGGUGUACUUCCGCUGGAGUGGAAGUCGGCGGGCGCGGAGCCCUUCCGGGGACCGCCGGAGCCGGCCUGGCCUCCGCUCCCGCGCGCCUGUCCCACCUGCGCUGAAGUCGCCCGAGUCCCGGAGCCCCAGCGUCCUUCCGAUGCGCCCGCCUCCGGCUUCCCGGGAGGCCCGGCCGUCCUGCCGACGGGGCCGAGCUGCAGCCGCGCUCCGCCAGACCGCUCCGACAGUCCUGGACCCAGCUGUGUGUCAGGUGCCAGUGACCUUCAGAGAUGUGGCUGUAUACUUCUGCAGGGAAGAAUGGGAGUGUCUCAGCCCAAGCCAGAGGGUUCUGUACCGCAGUGUGAUGCUGGACAACUUCAGGAGCUUGACUGAGCUGGGAUACUGUGGCCCUAGACCAGACCUUGUUUCUCGCCUGGAACAGUGGGAUGAGCCAUGGGUUGAAGACUGGAACAGACGUGAGUUUCGGGAAGCUCAGAAGAGUAUCUACCCAGGAGGCAGGAAGCCCACUGACCAGAAGAGACACUGUGAUCAGCUGACCUCAGCCCAGGAGAGAGCCCGUCCGAAGCAGACUGGAGCCAAAAGAGGAGCUGCCUUCAGGAAGAGUGUCCUCCUUCCCAGAGCUACCUCUGGGAGGAAAGUGGACAAGCCUACAGCUUUGCAGGGCCAAGUGUGUGCGAAGUCCUACAGGAAGCAGCCGGGCCUCAGGGAGCAGUGCAGGAGUGGGGCGGAGGGGCAGCCAUUCAUUUGUGGUACAUGUGGGAAAGCUCUGAGCUGCCAUAGCCGGCUGGCUGCUCACCAGACAGUGCACACGGGGGCCAGGUCCUUCGAGUGCUUUGAGUGCGGCCGAACCUUCCGCUGGGUGUCUAACCUCCUGCGCCACCAGAGAAAUCACACGAGUGAAAAACCCUUCUGCUGCGAGAUAUGUGGCCAGGCCUUCAGCUUGAAGGACCGCCUGGCACAGCAUCGCAAAAUCCACACGGAGCACAGACCUUAUGCAUGCGGUGAUUGUGGGAAGGCCUUCAAACAGAAGUCAAACCUCCUCCGGCACCGUCUGGUGCACACUGGGGAGAGGCCUUUCUAUUGUGAUGACUGUGGCAAGACCUUCCGGACCAAGGAGAACCUCAGUCACCACCAGCGGAUUCACAGCGGAGAGAAGCCCUAUACCUGUGCCGAGUGCGGCAAAGCCUUCAGGUGGCCCAAGGGCUUCAGCAUCCACCAGAGGCUGCACCUGACAAGGCGGUUCUACGAGUGUGAGCACUGUGGGAAGGGUUUUCGCCACCUGGGUUUUUUCACACGGCACCAGAGGACUCACAGACGAGGCGAGGUAUAGGGGUGCCUGAGUACACCGCACCUGGCCAUGGUGGCCUGGGGAGCUGCUGCUGCAGUUGCUCUCUAGCCUAGGAGUGUGUGGUCCUUGAAUCAGCUACCUGGCACUCCCAGGGCUGAGAGGGUCUACCAGGAAUGGACACGGGGAAAAGAAGCCUGAAGCAGCCCCAGCUCUGCUGCUCCUUUGGAGUUCUGUGCCUCUGGCUGUGUCCACUGAGGAACCUGUCCCUGUGCUGACUGUCCCUUGUGUGCACUUUAACGUCUCUUGAAUCUCCCUCACCUAUGCUUUUUGUUCUGCUUCCUGUCGUCUUGUUGAUAGCUUUGAUGCUUGUGCAGAAGGAAAGCCUCUGGGGGCCUGUGAGAUAGCUCAGGGUACAGGCACCUACUGCCAAGCCUGAUGACCUGAGUUUAAUCCCCAGGACCACAUACCGCAAACUAUCCUCUGACAUCCUAUACUCUUGGGGUGUGGGACGGGAUUUGGGGGUGUGGGUGCUCGUGCGCGCGCGCGCGCACACACACACACACACACACACACACACACGUAAAAUUUAAAGAAGCCUCUGUAGCCAUCAGGAGAUGGCCAUAGAAAUGAGCAGCCUUGUGGUAGUGCAGGCCCAUUAAGGGCUGAGAAAGCUGGAUUCACUGCUGGGGGCCCUGGGGCAUGUGGGCAAGCAGCCACAGAUUGCACGGGACACGUGGGGGUGCUGAGUUUGUUCAGCACCCCAUGACACUGUCUGUAGUGGUUUCUUCAACUAAAGACGUUGAGUGGCGAUUGCAUUUUGCUUCCAUUUAUUAAGGUUCAUUAAAGUAUAACCA
Molecule: messenger RNA, 2185 nt
Organism: Nannospalax galili (Upper Galilee mountains blind mole rat)
Lineage: Eukaryota; Metazoa; Chordata; Mammalia; Rodentia; Spalacidae
Gene: Znf707
Product: zinc finger protein 707
Exons: 4
Coding region: 183-1373 (396 amino acids)
Biological process (GO): regulation of transcription by RNA polymerase II
Molecular function (GO): RNA polymerase II cis-regulatory region sequence-specific DNA binding; DNA-binding transcription factor activity
Source: RefSeq, a predicted model, not a curated record